Molecule: messenger RNA, 5895 nt
Organism: Bacillus rossius redtenbacheri
Lineage: Eukaryota; Metazoa; Arthropoda; Insecta; Phasmatodea; Bacillidae
Product: insulin receptor-like
Exons: 6
Coding region: 691-4869 (1392 amino acids)
Biological process (GO): multicellular organism development; positive regulation of kinase activity; protein phosphorylation
Cellular component (GO): signaling receptor complex; plasma membrane
Molecular function (GO): protein binding; ATP binding; transmembrane receptor protein tyrosine kinase activity
Source: RefSeq, a predicted model, not a curated record
GUGACUGGUGCGGCCAGACAUCAGCAGACUCAGUCGAAUGUUUGGAGUUGGCGCGCGCGUAACGGUUUGUUUACAAAACAGGCGGCGUAUUAUUUUUUUUUUUGUCGAGCGUGCUGACGCGUGUUAUGUUGUCUCGUAAAAUUACGUUCAUGUACGCUCGUUGACAUUGCAGACGUGGUUUUCUGUUUUGUAUUUUUAAGUCAGUGUGAUACAUCCCGAGGACAGGCCACACUUGUUUACAUUACAAGAGUUCAAGGGGGACAAGUCCCGUGAGCGCACCGGAUGAAGGGUCGCUGAACCUUCGCCAGAUGGAGCGCCGCUGCGGGAAGUUGCGUCCUGCAGGUGGCGUUCUCGUCGCCUUGUGACGGCGGGUCUACUCGGCCCCCGCCCAGCCAUCCCCCCCCCCCCCCCCCCUGCACACGUCACCAAGGACCGCAACCCGACGACGACGCGCGUGCCCACACACGCAAUUAACCGCCCGCGGGGAAUGCGGCCGAAGGCCAGAACUCUCCCUGGCGUCGGUAGUUUUCCGCGGCGCCGGUAGAUGGCGGCAGUCGACGGCCUAGCCCGCCGGUGAUUGAACCGCUGCGCCCCCCCCCCCCCUCCCACGACAGAGCGGUGAUAGGGAGAGUUUUGGCGGGAACAAAAAAAAAAUAAUUCCCCCCUCUCUGUUUCUUGCGACCGGCAGCCAUGUUGCCGAGGGUCGCGGCGACCAUUUUGUUGCUGAUCUGCUGCUUGCUGGUCCCGGCGGAAGUGACGACUAAAUCCAGGCAGCGGAUGAGCGACGGGCGCGAGAUCUGCGGCAGCGUGGACAUCCGCAACUCGGUGGCCAGCUUCAGCCAGCUGGAGAACUGCAGCGUCGUGGAGGGCUUCGUGCAGAUCGUGCUGAUGGAGAACGCGCGGGCCGGCGACUUUGCCAACGUCAGCUUCCCCAAGCUGGUGGAGAUAACGCACUACCUGCUGGCGUACCGCGUGCACGGGCUGGUUAGCCUCGGCGCGCUCUUCCCCAACCUGGCCGUCAUCAGGGGCUACGCGCCGUUCAUCAGCUUCGCCCUGGUCGUCCACGACAUGCCGCACCUAACAGAGGUCGGCCUGUGGAGCCUCAAGAAGAUCGUGCAAGGGUCCGUGUACGUGUUCGGCAACGCGAACCUCUGCUUCGUGGACACGGUGAACUGGGCGUCGCUGGCGUCGUACGGCGGCAACAGGAUAGGGCAGAACGGUGACAACUGCCCCGCGCAGCAGAAGGGUUGCAAGGAGGCCUGCCGGGACUGCUGGGGCCGGGCGUGGCGGGAGAAGUGCGGCACGGGCUCGGAGGGAGCCGGCGGGUGUGGCAAGCUGUGCCUGGGCGGCUGCACGGAGGGCCGGCCCGACCACUGCAGCGUCUGCGCGGGGGUCCUCUCGGGGAACGUCUGCACCCAGGACUGUCCUCCGGGGAGCUAUGAGUUUCUUGGUCGUCGAUGUGUGACCGAAAUGGAAUGCCGGCAAAUGGAGGUCACACAUCCCACAGCUCUUGACUUCAGCUCAAGCGAUUAUGUUGAUAAGGUCUGGUGGCCGUAUAAUACAUCAUGUGUGCAUUCGUGCCCAAUGGGGUUUGACGACAACAGGACAACAGGCGACGGUGGGAGCUGCAGACAGUGCCACAGCGGCAAGUGCCAUCGAGUAUGCAAUGGGACCAUAGUGACCAACAUCUUUUUGGCACAGGUGUUCAAAGGCUGUACGUACAUAGCAGGUUCUCUUGAAAUUCAAAUCCGUGGUCGUAAUGCUGUUCGAGUGUUGGAGGAGAGUAUGUAUUCCAUCGAAGAGAUUGAAGGCUAUCUCAAAGUAUCUCGUUCGUUCUCGCUCCUGAAUCUCAAUUUCUUCCAGAACCUAAGGAUUAUUCACGGAAAAAGUUUAGACCAAUUAAAAUAUGCUCUGGUCGUAAUGGAUAACCAAGAUUUGGAAGAUUUGUGGGACUGGAGUAGUCGCCGUCACGGGAUGAAGAUAGAAAAUGGAUCCUUAUUCUUCCAUUACAACCCUAAACUCUAUUAUUCAAAAAUUGAAAAGUUGAGAGAAAUUUCAGGUGCUCCCAAUUUUAAUAACACUGAAGUAGAUCGUAAAUCAAACGGUGACAAAAUGGCAUGUGAAAUCAAAAAGAUUAAAUCUUACGUAAAGGCAAUGACUUCAAGGGGUGCUGUGAUUGAAUGGGAACCAUUCACAGAUAUUGAUAAAGAUGAUCUCAUAGGUUACAUUGUGUAUUACAUAGAAGAUCCUCGUGCAAACGUAACAUAUUUCCAUGGUAGGGACGCAUGCAACAGUCAUGGGUGGCGAGCCAUUGACGUAACUGCAGAUGAUGGGAAGCCGAGCCAACUUUUAGCUCAGCUGAAACCCUUCACCCAGUAUGCAUUUUAUGUCGAAACUUAUUCCAAAAAAAACAAAGGUGAUUGCAGUGAGAUCCUGUACUUCACAACUUUGCCAGAUAGACCGUCAUUACCAACGAAAGUCAUUUCAUUUUCUAAUUCAAGUUCGGAAAUUGUUCUUUGCUGGGAAGAUCCGAUUCAUCCAAAUGGUAUUCUCACUCAUUACGUGAUCACAGGGGUUUGGCAACAAGAUAAUCAGAAAUUUCUGGACUAUAGAGAUUAUUGUGUUAAUCCACUUGAGUCUGAAAGUGAAGAUUCACUGCCUAUACCUUCAGAUGGGAAAACUGAAAAUCAAACUGAACAUUGUUGUGCAAGCCUGUCCGAAAAGUUUGAAAUCUCAGAUAAAGUAGUAUUUGAGCAUAUGUGCAAAAGUAAACAUCUUUUACAUUCCAGAUACAUUGAAGAAUCGCAUGUUAGUAAUGAAGUCGAUGCCUGUUACAAUUAUUUCCAUACCUACAUGCAUGAGGAUAUUCGUUUGAACAAAACGAGACAAGAAUUGCAGCUGGUCAGAGUGGGUGAAAAUGAGUGGCGAAGAUAUCCCGAGUCAUCAGAUGUUGAUCAUUCUCAAUCUUUAGGAUUUGUUAAUUCUGCAGAAAAUUUGAUUGAUUCUGAGGAUGGUAUUGUCACGAAUUUUACCUAUUUUGUUGAUGCUAAAGAACACACAUUUACACUGAAAAAUCUUCGUCAUUAUGCUUUAUAUACUAUUAACCUCUUUGCAUGCCGCAAACCCCUGUACUACUUAUAUAAAAAUGGAAAAAAUGAGUCAGAUUACAAUUUCUGCAGCUAUGCCAGCGUGGUCAACACAAGAACUUUAGCCGAGCCUGCUUUGGAUGAAAUAAACUUCAAACAGAUGGCAGUUGACCGCUACAACCACUCAUUAAACGAUGUGUACGUAAGUUGGAAACAGCCUAAAAGACCGAACGGUGUUAUUGUAUCAUACCAAGUAGAGUACAGGAUGGUGGACAUUGAGAAUUUUAAGCCUGGGUUGGAGUGUGUCACCAGGAAGCAACAUGAACGAAAUGGGGGUGGAUAUGUGGUCAGGAACCUUUCUCCAGGAAAUUACAGUUUCAGGGUGAGGGCGACAUCAUUGGCAGACGAGGGACCAUUCACAGAUGUGAUAUAUUAUAGGGUGGUUGAAAAGCCUGGGGCAGCUGGCAUGACCAAGACUUUAAUUAUCAUCUUUGUUUGCCUUGUUGCCUUUUCGCUUGUUGCUGUGUCCCUGUACUUCAAAGCAGUGAGUAAAAUAAGGAAUGGUCUCCCCCUUAUUGCUUCAGUCAACCCAGACUACGUUAGUUCAAACGGACUCAUGUACGUUGAAGAUGAGUGGGAGAUGCAGAGAGAGCGAGUGACGUUGCUGCAAGAAUUGGGUCAAGGGUUUUUCGGCACAGUGUAUGAAGGUACACUCGAUCCAGGCAAGAUGCGUUGUGCGGUGAAGACUGUCUCUGAGAGCGCAUCCCCCAGGCAGAUGAUGGAGUUCCUGAAUGAAGCAUCUGUGAUGAAGUUGUUUGCAGAUGCGCACCACGUGGUGAAGCUGCUGGGAGUAGUGUCCAAGGGUUUCCCGCCGUUGGUCGUUAUGGAACUGAUGACAAACGGUGACCUGAAAUCAUUCUUGCGAGCUGCCAGGGAUAGCAGUCUCGAGGAGCAGCCGAGCCUCAAGCAGAUGUUGCUGACAGCAGCCCAGAUCGCAGACGGCAUGGCCUACUUAGGGGACAACAAGUUCGUGCACAGGGACCUCGCUGCUAGGAACUGCAUGGUCGCAGAGGAUUUGACAGUGAAAAUCGGGGAUUUCGGCAUGACCCGCGACAUUUACGAGACAGACUACUACCGGAAUGGCACGAAAGGGCUGUUGCCGGUGAGGUGGAUGGCCCCGGAGAGCCUCGGCGACGGGGUCUUCACGAGCCAGUCGGACGUGUGGAGCUACGGCGUGGUGCUGUGGGAGAUGGCCACGCUUGCCGAGCAGCCGUACCAAGGUAUGUCCAAUGAGUUUGUUCUUCAGCACGUGCUCGCGGGGGGCAGCCUGGAGUCGCCGAUCCUGUGCCCCGACAUCCUCCGCCAGCUGAUGGAGUCCUGCUGGCAGCCCAAGCCGGGCAAGAGACCCACCUUCCUAGACAUCAUCGGACGGCUGGAGAGGGUCACGCAGCUGGGAGCAGUGUUUCAGGAUGUGUCGUAUUACUGCAAGAGGGAGAGCCGCGGUAAGAAGCCCGCGCCCGACGCCGCGCGGGACGAGUCCGAGUACGUUGAAGCAUCCGUGGGCAGGCCCAACGUGUUGUUCUACCACAGCAAUGACGGCGGGGAAAUCGUCGCACAGUGGAAGCAAGACGGCACUGCACCAGAGAUUGAACCCCUGUUGCAGCCCGCAGACGAAGGCUAUGUUGAACACGAAGCUUCGAAAAGAAACUCAUCCACUGUCAAACCAGACUUUCAGGUUAUGCCAAAUGGCACCACGAAGGGUUGCAAACAAAACUAUUGUUGAUUACAGAAAGUGGACGGUUUUGUCAGUCAGGUGUGAUUUGAAUUCAGAAAGAUCAUAAUGGGUCUGUUAUUUUAGCAAGGUAUGCAAUUUAUUGGUAAAAAGAGUUUUUUUUUUUGCUGCUAAUGUUUUACAUCAGUAAUGCCCAAUUUUUUCCUCCCUUAAACAUGUACUUUGUGUCAUUUGCAGAUGAAUACCUUUUAUUUUUUUUUAAGUUCAUGGGAACAUAAAUGUUUACUCGCAUAGUUUAGUAGGUCUGUUAGCAUGAAUAUCAGAGAUUUUCUGAUUGCCCAUAGUCAAUAAAGUUCCUCAUAAGUUUUUGUUAGUGUAGAGUAAUUGAAUUUUGAUCAAUAAUUUUUACUGUAUAUAUAUGCCUACUUUUUAAAUUAUGAAUAUCUUAAUAAGCUUAAUGUGUUAAAUCUUUCUGUUAUUCUUUGUUUUUAGAUAAUAAAUACUAAUUUAUCUUAACAGUAUUAAGAAUUUUUGUUAGCCUGAAUAUACACACAUUUAUUUCUAGUUCUGAAAAUGAAAAUAAGUUUUAUCUCAAUUUUAUUAUUUUGUCAUUUUAUUUAUUAUGUAGAUACCUGUAAACUAUCAAUGACAUACGUAAUUAGCCAGUUAGUUUGGUAUUGCUUUUUUCAUUUUAGUUGAAGAGCAUUUUUAAUUCGCAAGAAAUUUAUAAUCAUAGUUCAAAUUUGAGAUAGGUACAUGUUCUUCUUCACUUCAAUUUUAUUCCAACUUGAUUUAUGGUCCCCCUGUGAAUUUCAUAGUGAAGUGUGCAGCUCUUGAUAUCAUUGUGUCCUAGUAUGUAUGUGUUGAGUUAAACAGGUCGUAAUCUCACAAAUACAGUUCAUGCAAGGCAUUUCAACAACUUAUUUUUUCAGCUUACAAUAAACUCAUUAUAAUCAUCUGUCAAAACCAGGAAACAAUGAAAUCAUGUUUAUUUUACAUUAGUUAUAAUACAUUGUAGAAACAUAUUUGAAAUAAAAACGGUUAUUAUAGCCUUAUUAAAUUAGUCUUCUGAAAAAU